UCUGGGUUGCACAUAAAAGACAACCACUGAAGUCAGCCCCCGAUUUCAAACAGUGCUAGUCAAAACAGCCCGAAAGAAAGAUGGCAAGGAUGUUGAUGCUUUUGCUCUUGGGUCUUGUGGCUCUAUGUGCUGGGAAUGGAGUAUUUAUGGACAGACUUGCUUCCAGGAAGCUGUGUGCAGAUGAAGAGUGUGUCUAUACUAUUUCCCUGGCUCAAGCUCAAGAAGACUACAAUGCUCCAGACUGCAGAUUCAUUAAUGUUAAAAAAGGGCAACAGAUCUACGUUUACUCAAAGCUGGUCAAAGAAAACGAAGCUGCAGAAUUUUGGGCUGGCAGUGUUUAUGGUGACCACAAGGAUGAGAUGGGAAUCGUGGGUUAUUUUCCCAGCAGUUUGGUCAAGGAGCAACGUGUGUACCAGAAGGCCACCAAGGAAGUUCCUACCACGGAUAUUGACUUUUUCUGUGAGUAAGACACCCAUGAAAACUGAAGAUAAAAGCGAACACCAAAAAAGGAAGAAUAAAGAAAAGUAACCCCCAAAUGUAUAUUUCUAAUUGUUUACUUUUGUUACCUGAGACUGGGGCUUGGGAAUAGAGGUGGCAGGUAAAAGAUUUUCAACUCAGUCUUCUUUUCUACUAGUCUGAUCUUCCCAGAAGCUGGAGCAGGCUGGAGGUUUGACUUAAAUGCAUGCACUGAUACCAAAGAUAUGUUUUUCAGCCCAGAGAAUUUUUAUAUAUGU
Messenger RNA from Perognathus longimembris pacificus (Pacific pocket mouse), 734 nucleotides. It is a transcript of the gene Otor, whose product is annotated as otoraplin. Gene Ontology annotation, biological process: cartilage condensation. The transcript has 4 exons. The record is from RefSeq and is a predicted model, not a curated record. Gene Ontology annotation, molecular function: protein binding. The coding region runs from base 81 to 467 and encodes 128 amino acids. NCBI's taxonomy places the organism in Eukaryota, Metazoa, Chordata, Mammalia, Rodentia, Heteromyidae.